Messenger RNA from Aspergillus aculeatus ATCC 16872, 756 nucleotides. Its product is annotated as SDR family NAD(P)-dependent oxidoreductase. The coding region runs from base 1 to 756 and encodes 251 amino acids. Gene Ontology annotation, molecular function: oxidoreductase activity, acting on the CH-OH group of donors, NAD or NADP as acceptor. The transcript has 3 exons. The record is from RefSeq and is a predicted model, not a curated record. Lineage: Eukaryota; Fungi; Ascomycota; Eurotiomycetes; Eurotiales; Aspergillaceae.
AUGUCUCAGCUGAACGAAAUCCGCGGCCGACUGGCACUGAUAACCGGCGCCUCUGGAGGAAUUGGUGCAGCUUGCGCACGACAGCUGGCUGAGCGCGAGGUCCAUUUGGCUUUGACGUACUCAUCCAACUCGGCUUCAAUCACAUCUCUGAGGGAUGAGCUGUCAUCAAAAUACCCUACACUCCGGAUUACAAUUCACCAGGUCGAUGUGGCAUCUGCUGAACAAAUUGAGGCUAUGUUCGUGCAGAUUGACGAGCAACAUGGACAACGACCUGACAUCCUUGUCUCCAACGCCGGCCACGGCAAGCGAAUCCGUCAGAUCUGGGAUAUUUCACUCGAGGACUUCGACUAUACGUUGAAUGUCAACCUUCGAGCCUCAUUCAUAUUGUCAAAGGGAGUGGUUGAGCACAUGAAGAAUCAGCGAUGGGGACGAAUCGUGUUCAUGUCCUCGAUUGCUGGCUACGGAGGAGGUAUCAAUGGUUGCCAUUAUGCCGCCUCGAAGGCUGGCAUGACCGGUAUGAUGAAGAAUCUCUCCACUCGACUGGCGGAGUACAAUAUUAGCGUGAAUGACGUCGCACCUGCGAUCAUCGGCGACACGGGGAUGAUCCCUAAUGCCGACUCGGUUCCGGAGAUUGCGGCAAGUAUACCCCUUGGGCGGGUUGGAACUCCAGGAGAGGUUGCGAAUGUGGUGACUAUGCUUGUGACGACAGGUUACAUGACGGGCCAAAGCUUGCUGAUCGGAGGCGGCUUGAAAUAG